Clupea harengus (Atlantic herring) is the source of this 2137-nucleotide messenger RNA. RefSeq names its product metalloreductase STEAP4-like. Gene Ontology annotation, cellular component: endosome; plasma membrane. The record is from RefSeq and is a predicted model, not a curated record. Lineage: Eukaryota; Metazoa; Chordata; Actinopteri; Clupeiformes; Clupeidae. Gene Ontology annotation, molecular function: ferric-chelate reductase (NADPH) activity; cupric reductase (NADH) activity. Gene Ontology annotation, biological process: copper ion import.
UAUGCCUGUUGCCAUGACUCCACUGGCCACUGGGGAGCGUAAGCAGGGUACGGUGUGCAUCUUUGGCACAGGAGACUUCGGCCGCUCACUGGGGCUUCGUCUGCUGCAGGCAGGAUAUGAGGUCGUGUUCGGCUCACGUGACCCCAAAAACUCGCCCCUGGUGCCCAAGGGUUCAAAGGUCAUGAUUCACACAGAGGCAGCUCGGACGGCUCAGGUGAUCUUCAUAGCCGUGCAGCGGGAUCACUAUGAGUUCCUGACCUCUCUGACCCCUGCUCUGGAGGGCAAGGUGCUGGUGGACAUCAGCAACAACCUGAAGAGGGGCCAGUUCCCACAAUCCAACGCUGAGUACCUGAGCAGCCUGGUGCCGGGAGCGUCCGUGGUGAAAGGCUUCAACACCGUGUCAGCCUGGGCCCUGCAGUCAGGGGCGCUGGACGCCAGCCGACAGGUACUGCUGUGUGGGGAUGACCCUCAGGCUAAGCAGGCAGUAGUGAACAUUGCCCACAGUCUGGGGCUGACUACCCAGGACAGGGGCUCCCUUCGUGCUGCUGGGGAGGUGGAGGACAUCCCCCUACAGCUCUUCCCCAACUGGACGCUCCCUCUCUGGAUCACCACGGGGCUCACCGCCUUCUUCUUCUUCUACCUGCUCAUUCGUGACGUUAUCUACGCCUACGUCGAAAAAAAGCAAGACAUCUCCUAUCGCAUCACGAUCACCCUGGCCAAUAAGGUCUUCCCCAUUGUUGCCCUGGUGAUGCUGGCUCUGUGCUACCUGCCGGGAGCCCUGGCGGCCAUCUUGCAGCUGCAUUGGGGCACAAAGUACCGGCGCUUCCCUGAUUGGCUGGACCGCUGGAUGCUGUGCAGGAAGCAGCUGGGACUCCUUGCGUUGUUCUUCGCCGUUCUGCAUGUGCUCUACACCUUCGUCACCGCCAUUAGGUACAAUGUCAUGCACACCAGGGACACGGAGGUCAUAGCACAGAUCGCAGAGAACAGAACGGUGCCUUUUGACAGCGCCGAGGCCUGGGCGUCCGACGCCUUCUUGUGUCUGGGUGUUCUGGGCCUCGGCACCUUCCUGCUGCUCGGCAUCACCUCUCUGCCCUCCGUCAGCAGCUCGCUAAACUGGAGGGAGUUCCGCUUCAUACAGUCCAAACUGGGAUACCUCACCCUGACGACGUGCACCGCUCACUGUCUUCUCUACGGAUGGGACAAGUUUCUGAAGCCGUCCACCUACAAGUGGUUCACCCCUCCAGGGUUCAUGCUGUGCCUGGUGGUCCCCUGUGCAGUGCUGGUUCUGAAGCUCGCCCUGUCCGUCCCCUGCGUCGACCACAGAAUCACCCGGAUCAGGAAUGGCUGGGAGGGGCCUACCAAGAGGGGGAGUGGCGGAAGAGUGGUUGCCAUGGAGAAAGGCACAACUCUUUGACAUUGACUCUGCACACCAAAGCAGGCCAUACAGAUUGUUUGUAUAGCACAAGCAAGUUUACUUUCAGACAAUAACUAAUUCGAAACAUUAUCACACCCUCCCUCUGGAACGCCCUCCCCAUUCACAUCCGUCAGGCUCCCACCCUAUCGUCAUUCAAACAAGCCCUCAAAACCCACCUCUUCAAACUGGCCGUCACCUGCCAACCCCUGCUCCCUUUCCCAACCCACCUCUUCAAACUGGCCGUCACCUGCUAACCCCUGCUCCCUUUCAAACCCACCUUUUCAAACUGGCCGUCACCUGCUGACCCCUGCUCCCUACCCUUCACCUGCUAACCCCUGCUUCCUUUCAAACCCACCUCUUCAAACUGGCCUUCACCUGCUGACCCCUGCUCCCUUUCAAACCUACCCACCAUUAGAUGAUUCAUUCCGCACAGCUUCUCCAGUUUUCUUUGUUUGUUUUGUUGGCUCCUUUUUGUUCUUUUUGUAUUGUUUGUCUUUGCCCGAUGUAAAGCCUUUGAGUACCUAGAAGAGGGCUAUAUAAAAUGAAAGUAUUAUUAUUAUCACUUGGUUGAUGUCAUUCAUUAUACUCAUCAUACACACUUUGCAUUAAGGAACUUGAACUGGUAAUGACUUUAUACUUUUAUUUAACCUGUACAGAGUGUGCAGGAAUGUGUAAAAGUACAACUGUCCCACGUAAAGUGAAAAAUAAAUCAUCUCUGUAAAA